UAAAGUUAAUUCCCACCGAACAUAAGUAUAGUCGGGGAAUUCGGGAAUUCUGGCAGCCAACCAUUCUGUAUACUAAUGCUUAUACACUUUAUACUUGUAUAGCUGGGACGUGCCAGUAAUAAACGUAGUGGACUAUCUUCUCUCUAUACUAUACAACAUAUAUAAGUGAGGACGAUACGGAGUAAAAGCGCGUCGACGAGUAUUAGUUAUAGCCAACGUAACGCUACGCCAUUUCCCUUAAAUUUUGCUUUAAUUUCACUAUCACACUUUAACUAUUAAAUAUAUAUAUGUAUAUAUACAUCCCAACGUGUAUUUCAUUCUAUCUGAAUAGAACAUUAAUAAAUUUGUUGAGUAAACUCUCUAUAAACCGGCUUCUGAUCAAUGAGUACGCUCUUCUCAUAACAUCCUACUACUUGUGUGUUGAACCAAACUUUAUAACGUGCUAACGUUUAACUAAAUAUUUUAAUUUCAAGUGUUUGUUUUCUGAUUAUACUCUAGAUUAAAAGUUAACGGUUAUUGUAUUUGUUUUAGAAUUUUUUUUUUAUCUUAAAGUGUUUACUAGUGUUUUCGAUUUGUAGUUAAAUAAAAAAAAAAAAGUUGAUACACAAAAAUAAUGGCUGAUACGGAAAAAAAAUAUUCGUCUGAGUACGGAAGACUGCGGAGACUAACUAGUUCGAUAGAUCCUCAAAUUCGACAAAUCAGCUCGGAAUAUGGACUCACGGAGGAUCAAGUUGCCGAAUUUAAAGAAGCGUUUAUGCUAUUUGAUAAAGAUGAGGACGGCACGAUUACAAUGGCUGAGCUUGGGGUCGUUAUGCGUUCACUGGGACAAAGACCAUCAGAAACGGAAUUACGAGAUAUGGUGAAUGAAGUUGACCAAGAUGGAAAUGGUACUAUUGAAUUUAAUGAAUUCCUACAGAUGAUGUCGAAAAAAAUGAAAGGUGCUGACGGUGAAGCUGAAUUACGAGAAGCAUUUAGAGUUUUUGAUAAAAACAAUGAUGGUUUGAUUUCAUCAAUGGAGCUACGACAUGUGAUGACGAAUUUAGGUGAAAAACUAUCUGAGGAAGAAGUUGAUGAUAUGAUUAAAGAAGCUGAUUUAAACGGAGAUGGAAUGGUUAAUUAUGAAGAAUUUGUGACAAUCCUGACGGCUAAGAACUAGUUUGUGUAAAAACAAACCGGAGGACAAAAAAAAAUUAAACAAAACUAUAAACUACUGCGACUAGAACUUCUCGAGGAGGACUUUUAAAACCUUAUAUAUUUCUGGUGAAAAUUCUUAGUUGGUUAAUAAAGAUAAAACAAAAGUCGGAUAAACUGAAAAUUUUUAAAAGAUUAAGUUUUGAAUGAAGUAUAUUGAGGUCAUAGAGAAGCAAAAGGUAUAAAAGAAAUAUAUAAUAAACUCAAAGAAUGAACGAAAAGUUUCUUCAUAACAAUAUUCAGACUAUCAAAAAUCCUUAAAAAAGUUAAAAUUUCACGACGAUUGUAAUGUUCGCAACUACGUCGGCGGGUUCCUAUACUACUGUUAAUGCUGGUCCACUGCACAGCUGCUAAUUGCGUCGUCAAAACUAUUUAUACUUUAAUUUAAAAUUAAUCUGUUGUUAGAUUAAGAUGGAGGAAAAUACUUAAGUACUUUAGAGAGAGAGAAAAAAAAACGAGGAGAGAAGAGAAAAAAGUUAAGAUGCAUCAAAAAACAAUCAACUGAGAGCUUUGAUUAACAUACAUUAUAUUAAAUAUAUGUAUGUUUCUAUAUACUGUUUAAAAAUUUAAAAAAUUCCACAGACUCAAAUUAAACAAAUAAACAAACAAACCAACAAACGGCUUUAAAUUAUUGAAGAAAGUCUUUAAUACAAAUUAACGUUUAUUUGCUACAUUAAACAGCCAUAUAUUGAUAAAUAAAAAAACAACUUUAUGAUAAGUUAAAUUUCGCUCAACUAAAUAAAAUAAAAAAAUAAAAUUGCCAAUAUUGUUCGGAUUUGAAUGAAAAUAAUUUCAUAACGUAAUGGAAUUAAUUUAAAUUAAUCAUACGAAGGAAUUUAAAAAAAUUAUUUUAAAAGAAAAUAAAUAAAACGUUGCAACGUUACUGAACUGAAACCGUACAAUAUAGAAGAUUCCAUUUUAUUUAUAUUUUUUUGACAUAUUUUUUUAAUAGCUUAUUAUUUAAUUGAUACUCGAAAAAAAUUAUUUAAACUCAGAUAAAUUUAAUUUCAAAUUCUAAUUUUCUUAGUUACGGUAAUAAAAAAAAAAAAAAUUAAUAAUACACUUGGACAUUAAGUAACUUCGUCAUUGUCUUUCUCUACAAUUACACCCGCUAGUAAAUAUCGGACCUAUAAUUAUACACACUAAGAACCUUAAACAUCUAAAAUUAAAAAAUUAAUAAAUAAAUAAACAUAAUAAAUGAUCCAAUAGACACUAGAUUAAAUAUUUCUCGCGUAUUGCGAUGUAGAAAAAUAACGCGUGGAAUUAAAUGUAGUUUAAUGAGUGAUGUUGCUAUUAGAACAUAUUUCCAUUGUUUGAUAUUACAAAAAAAAUAUAAGAACAUAAAACCAAAUAUAUAAAAGUAUAUACGGUAAAUCCGUACCCUUAAUCAAGAAAAAUAAAUUUAAAUAAAAAAAAAAAAAAA
Messenger RNA from Microplitis demolitor, 2614 nucleotides. RefSeq names its product neo-calmodulin. The record is from RefSeq and is a predicted model, not a curated record. Gene Ontology annotation, cellular component: myosin II complex. Gene Ontology annotation, molecular function: calcium ion binding; enzyme regulator activity. The coding region runs from base 614 to 1156 and encodes 180 amino acids. The transcript has 6 exons. Lineage: Eukaryota; Metazoa; Arthropoda; Insecta; Hymenoptera; Braconidae.